Caenorhabditis remanei is the source of this 1188-nucleotide messenger RNA. RefSeq lists its product as uncharacterized. The coding region runs from base 1 to 1188 and encodes 395 amino acids. Gene Ontology annotation, biological process: cilium assembly. Gene Ontology annotation, cellular component: ciliary transition zone. The transcript is spliced from 8 exons. The record is from RefSeq and is a predicted model, not a curated record. NCBI's taxonomy places the organism in Eukaryota, Metazoa, Nematoda, Chromadorea, Rhabditida, Rhabditidae.
AUGUCUCGACCAGUUCCACCGCCACCGAAAAAUAUGUUCAGGGAAGAUUCGUCUUCUGAUGAAAAUGAAGCUGUUGAUCCAGGAAACAGCAACAUUUUUCAUAGAAGGCGUGAGAAUAACCAAAUCGAAGCACCCAGUGAGAAUGAGAAUGAUGAAGUCUUCCAUCCAGCUGCUGAGGAUGUUGAAACUGUCGAGGUCAUCAAAACAGACAACGACAAAGUUGAAGAACCAGCAGCAAUUCCAAAUUUGAGAAACCGUCGAGUGUCUUACGGUAGGAUUCCCGUUCCCCCUAUGGCAGUUACAGUGGCGGAUAUUCAAGAAGCAGCGAAACAGAGCAGAGAAGAAAACGGUAAAGAAGAAGUGGAAGUUAGAAAACCAGUGGACACAAGACGCUCAUCAGUUAGCUUGGAUGUUUUCAAAGGGUUUAGGGAUCCACAUGACAAGAAGAAUAUGCCAGCCAAGGAUAAGACUAUCUACGUGGAAGGACCAAAUGGGAAGUUCCGUGAGAUGAAGAAAGGGAGGUUUUGGGACAAAGACAAAUUUGAGUCCCCAAUUAUCAUUAAACCUAAAAAGAAAGAAAAAGAAUCAAUUAUUCCAUAUCUACUGAAAGCACCUGGACAAGCAUUCCGUACACAACGGGUGUAUAACCAACUUGCCAAUAUCAUUCAAGGUUUUCUGGCUGGAAUCACUGUGAUGCUGGCAAUUUUCUCGUUUAAUUUGGAUGCUUAUGUUUUGGUAGGUGGAUAUCGUUUGAUGAGUCUUCCUAUCCAUGCAGCCUUCAUGGUUGCAUUCACUGUUGGUUUGGUAUCAGCUAUCGAUAGAACUGGAAUAUACGAAGUAGAGCAUUUCACUUCAAGAACGCGAUUGACAGCUACAAUUCACAACAAUGGGUUGUUCACAGUCAUUGUCUGGUUCUGUGGUUUGAUCUCUACCCUUCUUUGUAUACAGUUGGAAAGUCAACUUGCGUUUGCACCAACCAGAAUACCAGCUGACAGUCUUAUUUACAAGUGGAGAAUCUUCAAUGUUCUAAGAGCUCUUACUGCAGCCCUCGGUUUUCUUCUAUUGGCGUUCAAACCUGAUUCGGAUACUAUGGCUAAAGAAUUAAGGACAGCCAUUUUCGAUCAAUUGGAGCUUGUAACAACUGAUCCAGACAGACAAAAGAUCAUAUUGACUGCUAUGAAGAUUUGA